CGAGGGGAGGUUCGCGAGGGGAGGUUCCCGGGCCGAGGUCCGCAGUGCACCCAGACUCUUCUUCCUGCGCAAGCUGCAUCUGGUGACGUUCCUCCCGGGACCAGAGAAUAUCCCAGAGGAAGUGUGGAAGGCUGUUCUCUGAGCUCUGACAUGUUUGCCAGGGAAAAUCAUAUCUCUCUGGCAAGAAGAACAUUACCUCAGGAGACAUAUCCACAGUUGUGUGUGAACGAGAUGGAGGCCGACCUGUCUGACUUUAACAUCGAUGCCCCCCGUUGGGACCAGUGCACUUUCUUGGGGCGGGUGAAGCACUUUUUCAAUAUCACAGACCCCCGCACUGUCCUGGUACCAGAGCGGGAGCUGGACUGGGCCAAGGUGAUGGUGGAGAAGAGCAGGAUGGGGAUUGUGCCCCCAGGUACCCAGGUGGAGCAGCUGCUGUAUGCCAAGAAGCUCUAUGACUCGGCCUUCCACCCUGACACUGGGGAGAAGAUGAACGUCAUUGGACGGAUGUCCUUUCAGGUCCCUGGUGGUAUGAUCAUCACGGGCUUCAUGCUUCAGUUCUACAGGACGAUGCCGGCGGUCAUCUUCUGGCAGUGGGUGAACCAGUCCUUCAAUGCCUUAGUCAACUACACCAACAGGAAUGCAGCUUCCCCCACGUCGGUCAGGCAGAUGGCCCUUUCCUACAUCACAGCCACAACCACCGCGGUGGCCACUGCUGUGGGCAUGAACAUGUUGACAAAGAGAGCUCCACCCCUGGUGGGCCGCUGGGUGCCUUUUGCUGCUGUGGCUGCUGCUAACUGUGUCAACAUCCCAAUGAUGAGACAGCAGGAACUCAUCCAGGGCAUCUGCGUGAAGGACACGAACCACAAUGAAAUUGGUCAUUCCCGGAGAGCUGCAGCCAUCGGCAUCACCCAAGUGGUUAUUUCUCGGAUCACCAUGGCAGCCCCUGGCAUGAUCUUGCUGCCGGUCAUCAUGGAAAGGCUGGAGAAGCUGCGUUUCAUGAAGAAAGUCAAGGUCCUGCACGCGCCAUUGCAGGUUACGCUGUCUGGGUGCUUCCUCAUCUUCAUGGUGCCGGUGGCAUGUGGGCUCUUCCCGCAGAAAUGCAAAUUGCCAGUUUCCUAUCUGGAACCAGAGCUCCAAGACACCAUCAAGGCCAAGUAUGGAGAACUCGUACCUUACGUCUACUUCAAUAAGGGUCUCUAAAUGCCCUACCCCAGCAAGGACCAGUCUAUACCCAUAUUCACCAGGCUCCUCCUUACCUGCUGUGUAGACCUGUGCCCCCCUUCCUCUUUGCCAACAGGGCCGGAAGGCCAGGGUGGGUCUGCGUGCGGUGGUGGUAGUCGGGGGCGCGAGGGUGCCUCCUGCUUCUACUCAGGCACUUGGUUUAUUGGGCUCCAGGGGAUGAAAGUGAACAAGGGGAGAAAGACCAAGUCUUCUAUCAGCUCCCCGCUUAACUCUCAUCCCCUGGAGACCAGGAGCUGAGUCCCCUACAGAGAGAAGUUGGUGGGGCAUGAGGGCGACACUCAAGCAAAACAUUUGGAAAAAUUAGGAAGUCUUUGGGCUUCUGGUUCUAGCCAGGAUUGAGGAAGAGCUCCUGGGACAAAGAAGCUUCUACCUUUCUUUCCUCUUCCCUUCCUCAUUAUCUCUCAAGCUAUAGAACCUUUAUCCAUGCAGUUCUAGCCAACUCAGGAAGGGGGAGGGCCUAGUCAGUGUCACCUUGGGGCUCAUCUCCACUCUUCCUCAUCCUCCUCCCCACUGCCCCAGUUGGAAAGGUUCUUCGGGAGUACUGCUAACCUUGAGUUUAUCAGGCACCCAGGAGUUCUCUGUGCCAAAAAAAGUCAUUGUGUGAGGCAGCAGAGUUCCACAGGGCUUCAAGCCCUGUCAAGUGAUACUAACUUUGAUAUCCUGCUGGGAAACCAUGUCCGAUUUUACUUCUGUGUGUUUAAAAGAUAAUUCUACUAACUGUGAGUAAAAAGGAUGUAUGUAAACGUUAGCCACACAUUUUAAUGGGUAUAAUUUCCUGGCUGCCUCCUUUCCUCAGCCUGUUGGGUUAAACACCAAAGAAAGACUGGUGUGUACUGACCAGGAAAAGGAAGUUUUAUUUGGACUCCUCUAAGAGGAAAUCAGCGAGGACCAAAAAGCCUUAAAGGACACAACAAAGCACAGCCACUGCCCUUCCCAACUUGGCUGCUGUAGGUGAUUUCUCAAGCUCUCUAGGGAACUGUUGUGGGUUUACCUGGGGUGGAUGUCUGUAUAAGUUGUCUAGUAGAAUUUACUGAUCAUUCAAAGGAUAUCACUGUGAAUCGAAUAAAUUUCUUGAAAUAGCACA
Pteropus alecto (black flying fox) is the source of this 2326-nucleotide messenger RNA. RefSeq names its product sideroflexin 2 (gene SFXN2). Gene Ontology annotation, molecular function: monoatomic ion transmembrane transporter activity. The coding region runs from base 151 to 1200 and encodes 349 amino acids. The transcript is spliced from 13 exons. Gene Ontology annotation, biological process: monoatomic ion transport; serine import into mitochondrion. The record is from RefSeq and is a predicted model, not a curated record. Gene Ontology annotation, cellular component: mitochondrial inner membrane. Lineage: Eukaryota; Metazoa; Chordata; Mammalia; Chiroptera; Pteropodidae.